UGGCCGAUGGAGAAAAUACACAAAAGUAGUUCCAGAUUUUUUAAUUAUUACGCUUCUGGAUAUUUUUACUUUCAGAACCACCAUAUAACAAAAUCGUAUGCAAAUGAAAUAUUUUGUAAUUAAAUUUAGUUUUUAUUGGUGAUAUAACGGACAGAGUAUUCCAGUACUGAUAGAUAUUUUGAACUAUUUUCAAUCACGGAAAGUUAUCAGUAAUUUUUUUACAUUCAGACGGACACCUGUUUUCCAUGACAGCGUCUCGAGAAGUUUGGAACUUUUGAAAAAUAAUGUCAGAAUAAAAUCAUGGAUGACGAGCGAAUAGAUUGGAUACGGCACCAAGUUUAUCUUGGUUUAGACAUUAACGAAACAGAUCUAGAGGUUUUUGAAGAACUAUUAGAUCGUGAUGAUGGUGUUUGGGAAAGAGAGCUGGGGAAAUUUUUGAAUGACACUCCAGAAGAAAAUGAAUCGUCGAUUGUUUUCUAUAAAAUCACGAAGGAGGAAGAAGAGGAAGUAGAAGUUGAAUGUGAGCCUGAGAUUCCGGAUAUAACACAAGAAGAAGAGGCUGCAGAAGGUGAAGGUGGUGAACAAGCUCAGGGCGAUGCAGCACCAGCAGAGGAUGCUGAACCUAAAGAGCAAGCCCUAGGAGUUUCUACUCCCACAGGCGAGGCUGAGGAAGGUGCAAAGAAAGGUGCAAGUGGUAAGAAGAGGCGUAAAGCCAGCACACCAGGAGGUGAGGCCAAGUCUGAAACUCCUACACCAAAACCUGAGGCACCUACACCUGAAGUAGCUGAAUCAAAGAAUGAAGAGGAAGAAGAAGGUGAGGGGGAAGAUCAAGAGGAAGAGGACAAGGCCCCUAGAACAAAAAUAGUUGUGCAGAAAGUGUUGAGAACAUACCUGUACAUGUGUUACCAGCAUCUACCAGAGGAAUUUGCUGAUCAUGAUAGCAUGUACUUUAUACGUAACACACCUGGUAUGGUCCCUCUACCCAACACUAAGGAAGAAGCCCAGGAAAGUUUACCUAACUACUUUGAGAUGGGAAUUUUGAAUGGACAUUCACUUGUCAUGUUGGAGCACAUUAUUGCACAGGUGUACAUGCCCCUGCUAUCAUACAACCAGCACAGAAAUGGUGAAGUAAAAGAGGGCAAAAGUCGCCCAGAGACUCGGACUGACACCCGGGCAUCACAUAAAACUGAAGAGGAAGAUAACAAAGAAGGCGAAAAGAAAGUUAAUGUCGCAGAGUCUCGUGCUAAAGCCAUGUUAAGAGAUGAAUUUCUUAUCAGUAUGCAGAAGUUUUCAGCAAGUAUUACUCGUACUAUUCAGCAGAUUGAGGGAGAAGUAAGACUAGAAGUUCCAGAGAUGGAACUUGGUGACAAUAUUGAUGAAAUUGUAGCCAACUCUGAACUGAUGGACCAGAUUAGAGAAGUUUGUCAUGAAUGGACAAAGCAGAUAAGAGGUGCACUAGAACUCCAGUUGAAGAAAGUCCCACAUGGUAAAGGUCCUUUGGCAGAGAUUGAUUUCUGGAGGGAGCGUAAUGCAGCCUUGAGUGCUCUUACAGAACAGCUAAAAAUCCCACAGGUUGCUAAAAUGUUAGAAGCAUAUUCCCACCUAGAGGCUGACUUUGAUGACGUAAAAUCUGAACUGAAUAAAUAUUAUGUAGAAGCUAAAGACAAUGUCAGAUUUCUUUCAACUCUUGAACGACACUUUAAGAACAUAGCUCAUGGAGCGACAUUUCAGGUAGUCAUAGAAACAAUACCGUCGAUGAUGAAUGCGUUACGUAUGGUGUGGAUUAUUUCCCGACAUUAUAACAAAGAUGAAAGAAUGGUUCCGUUGAUGGAAAGAAUUGCAUGGGAGCUGGCUGAAAGAGUUGAUAAAGUCAUUAACAUCAGGAAUAUCUUCAAAGAUACCACUGAUGAAGUUAAAAGAAGAACUUCUGAGGCAAAGAGAAUGUUGCAGGUAUGGAAGGAAAGUUAUUUUGAGGUUAGAGCAAAGAUUGAGCAGUCUGGACGUGAUCAAAGAUGGGAGUUUGAUAGAAAGAAGCUGUUUGAGAGGACAGAUUAUAUGUCUAAUAUCUGCCAGGACCUCUAUGAUGUUGCUCAGGUGCUAGAAGAGUUUUACAACAUAUUUGGACCAGAGUUGAAGGCAGUUACAGGAGAUCCAAAACGUAUUGAGGAAGUACUUGUGAGAGUUGAUGCCCUUGUAACCCCACUGGAGGAGGUUGCCUUUGAUCCUUUUGUUAUCCGCCACUCCUCUUCAUGGAAGAGUGUUAUGGACCACUUCAACAGGGAGGUUGUUGCCAUUGAAAAUGAAGCAAAGAUGUUUAUAGACGAGUCCUUCCAGUCACUGAGAUCUGCCGAGGGAGCAUUUAAUCUGCUCCUGAAAUUCAAACAUAUCCGAUCUCGUGAAGCCAUCAAUGCUCAGAUGAUGCAGAAGUUCCGUGAUAUCUUGGUACAGUAUCAGAAAGAGGUGGACACUAUGGAGAAUUUGUUUAUGACACAGAGAGAUUCACCACCUCUACACAAGAACCACCCUCCUAUAGCUGGCUCUAUUUACUGGGAGAGAUCCCUGUUUCAUCGUAUCAAACAUGUCAUCAUUAGAUUCCAGUCAAUGGAAGAUAUGAUGCAGAGUGACAUGGGCAAGGCG
Molecule: messenger RNA, 2637 nt
Organism: Ruditapes philippinarum (Manila clam)
Lineage: Eukaryota; Metazoa; Mollusca; Bivalvia; Venerida; Veneridae
Product: dynein axonemal heavy chain 10-like
Exons: 8
Source: RefSeq, a predicted model, not a curated record